Molecule: messenger RNA, 4116 nt
Organism: Sebastes umbrosus (honeycomb rockfish)
Lineage: Eukaryota; Metazoa; Chordata; Actinopteri; Perciformes; Sebastidae
Gene: nbr1a
Product: NBR1 autophagy cargo receptor a
Exons: 22
Coding region: 142-3441 (1099 amino acids)
Biological process (GO): macroautophagy
Cellular component (GO): phagophore assembly site
Molecular function (GO): ubiquitin binding
Source: RefSeq, a predicted model, not a curated record
GUCACCGUGUUUUCGGAGACGCAGCUGACGAUGUAAACAAGAGCAGACAGUCAGUCAGUCGAGGUUCAACAACAAGAAGAGAUCACAACAGGGCCGCCGUCACCGCUCAUGAUCUCCAGUAUCUGCUCCUAAACGGCCGACAUGGGGCUGCCUGUGACCAUCAAAGUGAACUUCCGGGGCAAUGUGAAGCGGUUUCUGGCUCAGGAUCUGGACAAGCUGGAGUGGGAGUCCGUGGAAGCCUGGAUUAAAGCGUCUUUUGGGAUCAACCACUUUCAAGUGAAAUACUUUGAUGAGGAUAAUGAAGAGAUUUGCAUAAACAGUCAAGAUGAAUAUGAAGAAGCCAUCAAGAGCGCCGAGAAGCAGGGGAACCAGUUGCACAUGAACGUGUACAAGAUGAAAGGUCAGGCCUGUGGAGGGCCUCUGAAGACGGAGGUUAAGGAGCUGAAAGGAGACCUCCGGCCCGCUCCUCCUUAUCCAUCGAGGGUCAAAACGGUGGACAAAGGCACACAGGUCACCCCGGAGCGAGAAGCUGUCACAGUAAAGGACAACAAGGGGAACAAGCCAGAAGAUGAGCCACCUCCCAUGUGGUUUAGAUCGUACAUGGAGAAGUUUAAAGAUGAGGUGGUGAAAGAGGUGGUGGAGAGGAUGUGCAGUGACUUCUCUGGCCAGUGUUGCACCCACAAGUCAUCCGACGGGCCCCUCGAGGCCAUCGGGGCUAGUGGCGGUCCUAUAGGGCCCAGGCCGGGCCCCUCCACCUCGGCUGGAUCCCUUGGCUACACCCCCAACUGCAGCAGCUGCAACAAGCUCACCUCCGAAGGGGCCUACAAGUGCAGCGUGUGCCCGUCCUGCAUCCUGUGUGAGAUGUGCAGACACAGCCACGACCCCAGCCACAACCUGGUGAGAACCAAGACCCCUCUCUCCAUCCCUGAGCAUGGAAUGUCGGGAGAGUUGAGGUUCCCAAGGCGAGGAGACAGGACAGUGCGCAAGGCCGAGCGACAGCGCCUCAAAGCUGAAAGGAGGCAGCUCAGAGCUGAAGUGAAGGAAAUCAAGAAGAAACUGAGACUGGAGAAGAGGGGGCUGCAGUGGAGCGGGCCCUCUACCUCAGGCAGAGCCAACCUGACACACAUGGCGUCCGCGUCCACCCAGGUCCCAGCCCUGCCCCCCCCUGCUGCCUCAGAAACAGCCUCAGGUCCAGCCCCAGCCCAAGGUCCCGUCCCUGCCCCGGUCCCUGAUCCCCAGGCCUCCAGUCCAGAGGGUCCCGGGGUCUCGCACACGUCCUUGGUUCCCACUAUGGCUGCCUUGUUUCUGGAUGAAAAUCUGCCGGACGGCACCCGUCUGGAGCCUGGUACCAAGUUCAUCAAAUACUGGAAGAUGAGGAACUCGGGCACUAUCAGCUGGACCUCAGAGACUAAGCUAGUGUUCAUGUGGGGGAACCUCGGCCUGGCGUCAGAGGAGAGGAGGGAGGUGCCGGUCCCCUUGCUGCUGCCCGGACAAGUGGGGGUGGUCAGUGUGGCCUUUGUCGCUCCCGUGAUGGAGGGAACGUACACCUCCCACUGGCGGCUGGCGCACUGCGGGUGUCAGUUUGGCCCGCGCGUCUGGUGCAGCAUCGUGGUCGACCCCGGCGACGGCCGCAACGCUCUCGGGCAUCAGAGCAAACGACUGAAGGAGGAGGUGAGUCAGGUGGAGAAGGAGAAGGAGGUGAACGGCCCCGACUUGUCUGUAGACCUGAACCACGAGGACUACUACUUCCCCUCCGUCGACCUGCUGACUGCACAGGAUCUACUGUCAUUUGAGUUGCUGGAUAUAAAUAUUGUGCAAGAGUUGGAGAAGGUUCCUAACAACACUCCUGAGGAUUUGACUCCCUGCAUAUCCCCUCUGCCCCACGAUGCACCAGUGCUGGAGAAGGCCAUCAUUUCACGGAUUAAAGAAGACUCAGAGGUCACAGGGGUCAGAAAGCUUUUUGGAGUGAAACUGAGGCAGCAGACGGAGCUGCUGGAGCCUGUGACCCAGGAGGAGGACCGGGAGGAGGAGAUCAGUGGAGCUCAGUUCCUCUGUGAGACCGUCAUCCGCUCCCUCACCCUGGAGGAGGCCCCGGAUCACAGACCGCUACGCCGAGCCCAGCACAGCACCCUCAGACCACAGGUUGUUUCCCGCGGCACCAGCUUUUGCUUGGAGAGAGCUGUAGAGGCUGUGAAGACCGAGGAGGAAGGAAAUGAGGAGAUCUGCGCCAUUAGACUUGAAAGUUCAGCUCUGCCUCUCAACAUGGGCCUCAACCAGAUCAUCCAGGACGAGGAGACGAGGCCAGUUCUUCUGCUGGAACCAGCAAAUGAAAACCUGCAUAUCAAUUUACAUCAUGAUAUGGAGAAUGAAGAGGUCAUGAUCCUGGAUGACAUGCAGAACAUGAGGGAUACUCAAGAGGAGAAAGAGGAGGGUGGAACCAAAGGAGAAGACUGGGAGGAGGUCAGCAGCCAGACCUCCUCUGUCUCCUCCUGCGACGAUUACAUCAUCGUCCUCCCAGACUGCUUCGACACCAGCCGGCCUCUGGGCGAGUCCAUGUACAGCUCCGCCAUGUCGCAGCCUGACGCCGACGCCGCUGCUGAUGAGACCUCAGCCGAUCCGGACGUACAGCAGGAGGAAGAGGAAGAGGUAGAGGAAGAGGAAGAAGAAGAGGUAGAAGAAGAGGUAGAGGAAGAGGUAGAGGAAGAGGAAGAGGAAGAGGAAGAGGAAGAGGAAGAGGAAGACUCCGAGCCGGGCGAUGAGGUGGCACCGCUGAGAGAGAGGCAGGAGGUGGUCGAUGCCGAGGAUUCAGCUGUGAACACGUGGCCUCCGCUUGUCCCUCCCAUCCACAGCAGUGUGAACCAGAUGUUGUGCGCCUCCCAAACCCUGGACGCUGUGACGCUCACCCCGGAAGUAGUGGUGCCGCCGCCACCGGUGUUGCCUGACCCCCUGCUGCCCCCACCAGCCCUCUACUCACCCAGGUCUGAGGCACUGUACCUGGCUGAGGACCCCAGUCCUCCAGCCUGUGAUCCAUACGAGCCACACCAACCAAGGGUCCACCUAAAUGUAUCAUCUGGUCUGUCACGAUCAGCAGGCUCAGCAUCCAGUGCCUUUGAGACAUAUAACCCCAGACCCAGCAACGCUUUGCAGCCAAGGGGCCAAGGAGGCAUCACAGAGGGACUUGUCAAGGGCGCCCUUUCUGUGGCAGCGUCCGCUUAUAAAGCUCUCUUCACUGGACCAAACUGCUCAAUACAGCGAGGCAUCGACCCGGCCACCAGACAGGACCCUUCCCUGAUGGCGAUGCUUCUAGAGAUGGGCUUCAGAGACCAGCGGCUCAACCAGCGGCUGCUGAGGAAGCACGGCUACAGCCUGCUGCACACCGUCAACGAGCUGGUGCAGAUGGCCGAGGACAGCCAGAACAAGGCUGUCAACGCUCCGCACUGAGGGAGGGGAACAAGGCUUUUAAACCCUAAUGUAAAGAGAAUAUUUAGAUUAUUGACCUGCGUAUCUCUCACCCUUCUCCAGCCUCUCUAGCUUUAUUUUGAAUUGUGUAAAGAAGACAAAGAAUAUGAUUCGUGCAAUUUAUUGAUUUUUCCAAAGGGUGUUUAUUAGUGAUGAUAAUAAGACAACAACAAUGUCUCUAAACAAAAGUGAAAUUUCUCGUUGACUAGAGAGAAAGGGAUGAAUGGCUUCUCCUGCCUUUGCCUUUAAUUUAGCUUCAAUGUAUUGACAAAAUUAACACACCAUAGGCGCAGUUUGAACUUCAUGGUUUGGGGUUCACAAAAAAAAGAAACUCUAGAGGAAAUGUAAUGUGUAUGACCGAGGCUUUGUUUAAAAAUUAAUAAUCACAAUACCUGCAGGUGCAUUUUCAUAUCCCAACUAAUACUAAAGCGUUUUUUUUCUGAGCGCUAGUGUCUUUUUUUCCAAUUGUUCCCAAUGAGGAGAAAGCGUAUGCAGCCGCCUGGAGAAAAAGCACUGCACCAAGUGUUUUUUUUUCGGAGUGCUCCAAAUUUUUUCUGUGCAGCCGAUCAGAGCGCUUCUAGUCGAAAACUUUCUUUCUGAACUUUUCAGAAAGGCGCUGCUGUCGUCACUGUAGGUGAAGCUCUCUGGCGCUUUUCU